Messenger RNA from Salvelinus fontinalis (brook trout), 8055 nucleotides. Its product is annotated as cAMP-specific 3',5'-cyclic phosphodiesterase 4D-like. Gene Ontology annotation, cellular component: perinuclear region of cytoplasm; nucleus; cytosol. Bases 1485 to 3584 code for a protein of 699 amino acids. Gene Ontology annotation, biological process: signal transduction. The record is from RefSeq and is a predicted model, not a curated record. The transcript is spliced from 14 exons. Gene Ontology annotation, molecular function: 3',5'-cyclic-AMP phosphodiesterase activity. NCBI's taxonomy places the organism in Eukaryota, Metazoa, Chordata, Actinopteri, Salmoniformes, Salmonidae.
GUAGUAGCCAUGCCAGAAACUUUGGCCAAGUUCUGCCAUGUGGUGGAAGCCUCCUUGUUUGUUGACAAAACACCUCACACCGAAUAGAAGAUGAUCAAGUUAGACUUAUAAGUAACAAUAGAUGGUCAAGUUACACUUGAUAUUUAAUUGGAGGGAUUAGACUUCCUAGAAUGUAUGAAGUUACCUUGAAUUUACGUUGUUGGUAUGAUUUCACGUAACACAAUAUUUUCACGUUGGAGAAUGGUCUGGGGCUAGUCCUCAAACUCUCCUGGUUGGUCACUCAUUGUCCCUCCCUCCCUCUCUCCCUCGCUCCACUAUUAUGCAAGCGGUUUUAAGUCAUUGAAGUGUCUUAAUAUGUAAGAAGAUUUUACUUAAUUUUCAUUGCUCAUAUUAUGACUUUUAUUCAGCUACUUUCUGUCCUUACUACACCUGUAUUAGUCACUGUGGAUAACUUCAAUUGUAAUUCAUUGGAAGUCACAGUGUAUUUGUGCCACAUGCCACUAUGCUACUUCUCUAGCACAUUGUGGAUAAUACAACACGGGUGUUGGUGUUUGGUUACCUUGGCAGCAGUGUGAUUGAUGUUUGAGACAGCGGCUGUACUAUGGGAUAGAGCCCCGCCCCUGAAGGAGUUACUGCAACCUCAACAACCCCACCCCUGCCAACACAAACCCCCCCUCAAGCUGCAGGAAGGAGAGAGAGAGAGAGAGAGAGAGAGAGAAAGAGAGAGAGAGAGCUUACACAUGUGCCCAGGGAAGGAGGGAAGAGUCAGAAGACAGAGAGAAAAAAGAGGGAGAAGAAAGAGAGGAGGAGGGCUUAUACUCGCUGGCCAGGAAAAGACUGUCGAGAGGGAGAGGUAAGGAAAAAAGUGGAAGAGAAUUGACACAUGUUGGUAACAACAACAGAGCAAGAGAGAGAGAGUGCAAAGCAGGAGUCCGAGGAAGGGAAAGAGAAAGAAAGGGGGAGAGCGAGAGCGCUAAAUAGAGGAGGCGGAUCCGACUUACACUGUGGUCUGAGGAUUCCUGUGUAGUGAAUAGUUUUAGUUGGGACUCCAGUCCUGUGUUCUCUGACUUAUAUACCAGUCUCUGUUUCUGUCUGGACCAUAAGCUCCCAGGCUGGGGCACAGAAGCCCUAAACACAACACGACCACAACAGGAACAUUACAGGACCACUCUGUUGGACCCAUCUACAGGAUUAUUGCAGUUGGAAGGAGAGGUGGAAACACGGUCUGAAAAUAAUCUUAUCACAGCAGGACCGCUUUUUGAGAUAACUGUAGAAGUGAAGAGUGACCGCUGUGGUUUGACCACAAGCUGAACACAAUAGGACCGUUAGACCAGGAGGGGAAAACGUGGGAACUGUGGGAACCGUGGUUUGAACAGGAACACUUUCCUUUCUAGGGAGUUGUGGGGUCUGUGGUUUGACCUGAACAGGACCGUGUUGGCUGUGGCCUGGACAGGACAGUAACGUGUGGGAGAGAAGGUGACAUCAUGAGUAUUGUUAUGAAGCCACGAUCUCGCUCCAUCAGCUCUCUACGGAACAUGGAAGGAAUCUGUUUCGAUGUGGACAACGGCACAUCGUCAGGACGCAGCCCGCUGGACCCCAUGGCCAGCCCGGGGUCUGGGCUCAUACUGCAGGGCAACUUUGUCCACAGUCAGCGGAGAGAGUCCUUCCUCUACCGCUCCGACUCGGACUAUGACCUGUCACCAAAGUCCAUGUCCAGAAACUCCUCCAUCGCCAGUGACAUUCAUGGCGACGAUAUGAUUGUAACACCAUUUGCACAGGUUCUGGCCAGUCUAAGAACUGUACGGAAUCAUUUUGCUGCAUUAAGCAAUUGUUCACAAGACAGAGUGUCCAACAAGAGAUCACCCAUGUGUAAUCCACCACCCAUCACCAAGACCACCUUCACAGAGGAGGCCUACCAGAAACUGGCCACCGAGACGUUGGAGGAGCUGGACUGGUGCCUGGACCAGCUGGAGACCCUGCAGACCAGACACUCAGUUGGCGAGAUGGCCUCCAACAAGUUCAAGAGAAUGUUGAACAGGGAGCUCAGCCACCUGUCUGAGAUGAGUCGCUCAGGGAACCAGGUGUCAGAGUUCAUCUCCAGCACCUUCCUGGACAAGCAGCACGAGGUGGAGAUGCCGACUCCCCAGACGCAGAAGGAGAAGGAAGACAAGAAGAAUAGGCCCAUGUCUGAGAUCAGUGGGGUGAAGAAACUGCAGCACAGCUCCAGCCUCACCAACUCUAACAUACCCCGCUUCGGAGUCAAGAUCGAGACUGAGGACGAACUGGCUAAGGAGCUGGAGGAUGUAAAUAAAUGGGGCCUUAACGUUUUCAAAGUCACUCAGUUCUCUGGGAACAGGCCCCUGACCGUCAUGAUGCACACUAUAUUCCAGGAGAGAGACUUGUUAAAAACUUUUAAAAUUCCACUCGACACUUUUAUAACCUACCUGAUGACCUUAGAAGACCAUUACCAUGGCGAUGUGGCCUACCACAACAACAUCCAUGCUGCUGAUGUCACCCAGUCCACUCACGUGCUGCUAUCCACCCCCGCUCUAGAGGCUGUGUUCACAGACCUGGAGAUCCUAGCUGCCAUAUUUGCCAGUGCUAUUCAUGACGUGGACCACCCUGGAGUCUCCAACCAGUUCCUCAUCAACACCAACUCGGAGCUGGCCCUCAUGUACAAUGACUCGUCAGUCCUGGAGAACCACCACCUGGCUGUGGGCUUCAAGCUGCUUCAGGAAGAGAACUGUGACAUCUUUCAGAACCUCAGCAAGAAACAACGACAAUCACUGCGCAAGAUGGUCAUCGACAUCGUCCUAGCGACUGACAUGUCCAAGCACAUGAACCUCCUGGCUGACCUGAAGACCAUGGUGGAGACCAAGAAGGUGACCAGCUCUGGAGUUCUACUCCUGGACAACUACUCUGACAGGAUCCAAGUUUUGCAGAACAUGGUGCACUGUGCAGACCUGAGUAACCCCACCAAGCCACUGCAGCUGUACCGCCAGUGGACCGACCGCAUCAUGGAAGAGUUCUUCACCCAGGGGGACAGGGAGAGGGAGAGAGGCAUGGAGAUCAGCCCUAUGUGUGACAAACACAACGCCUCUGUCCAGAAGAGCCAGGUGGGCUUUAUUGACUACAUCGUCCACCCUCUAUGGGAGACAUGGGCAGACCUGGUGCACCCUGACGCUCAGGACAUCCUGGACACUCUGGAGGACAACAGGGAGUGGUACCAGAGCACCAUCCCCCAGAGCCCCUCACCCACCCUGGACGAGCCUGAGGACGGCAGCCGUCCCCCUGGUGGGGACAAGUUCCAGUUUGAACUCACCCUGGAGGAGGACGGGGAAUCGGACACGGAGAAGGACAGUGGCAGCCAACCCGAGGAAGAAGAUGAAGAAGAGGAGAACAGUUGUAGUGACUCAAAAACACUCUGUACGCAGGACUCAGAGUCGACAGAGAUACUACUGGACGAACAGGUGGGGGAGGAGGAGGAAGAGGAAGUGGAGGGAGAGUCCUCUUCAUCACAACCUUGUGUAGUGGAGGAGGAAGAGGAGGGAGAGGAAGGGGAAGAGAAACCAGCCGAUACAUAGCAGUGUAUGGACUGCAACUAAACUUUUCUUCUUAGUAACCAGAGAUUAUUAUUUCUAGAGUAUUUUUGGGGUUUUAUGGACUAUGUCUUUUAUUUUUUUGAUAUAUUUAUGUUUAGGGUUCCAAAGCGCACGCUGUUCACCCCUUGGCCACUCCUCCCUCCUCAUCCUUUGUCAGCUUCUCAGACACACCCACUGGUACUUCUACAACUUUUUUGCACUCAGGAAAACUCUUUUCCAUUCCCGUUUGUACCGGAGUAGUCUGUGUUACUUCACUUCAAAACCUAGUCCUAGUGUGUUGAAGUUACAUUAAGGAUUAUGAUUAGAGUUUAGAGUGUGUUUGAUGCUGUUCAUAUACAGUAUAUCUCUACUCCUUUCAGCCUUGGCUGACCAAUGGCGGUGUUUCUGUGUGUUAUUAAGUGCCCAUUCUUCAGAAGUGACUAUAGUGUCUGUUUUUCUUAGUUGUUUGUAUUUAUCAGCAAAGCAACACGCUACAUUGUUGUGUGGUCUGGAUGAAUGAAAUCCCUACAGGACACGUCACGAUGGAGAGAGGCGCUGCAGCACAUUGAGAGAAAUGCAUUGUGGGAAUUUAACAAGACACUUUUCUGAAGUUUAAGUCUUCCUUGAAAACCUGACUAAAAAAGGCUAAGAUCUUACAGCUCUAAUGCUAGGUUUAACCUCGAUAGAGUUUUUGUACCGUACCAUACAUAACAUGGAGAUCUAUUGUAGAUUCUACUUUUGUUAACCAAGAUAAAAAAAGUGACUUUUGAAAACAUUUGAAAGGCACUUGAAAACUGUUGAUGAGAAAUGCCUCAUCUGCUACUGCUUUUCUGUGUGUAAAAGGGUAACUUACCAGUUAUUGUUUUGGGGGAGUAUUGGGGAGUAUUCUCAGAAUUACAAAUCAAGCCCUUGCCCCUACCCUCUACGCAGUAGAUCUGAGAGGAUUGGAUAGAUAUUAGCGGAUCCAAUCCUCUCAGAUCUACAGGAGUGCCUAAAGGGUAGGUGCUAGGGCUUGAUUUGGGAUUGCACGUUUAUCAAAAAGCAUUUACACUAUUACUCCCAUACCACUGUCCCCAUGUUCGGUUGUCAUAAUCGUGCAACUACCAUUUCAAGGAUUGUUUUCACUGAAGAAAAACAUGACACAUGUUGACACAUACUUGACUUUACGUUGAAUGAAAUCACUUUGUCUGACUGACCAGAAAGAAUCCUUGAAGUUCUACUUAUUGUUGCCUGCAGUAAAUAUGAGCGCAUGUCAUCGGACAAUGCAAUGCUUGUUAGAAGCAUUGGAGUGCUGCAUUGGAGUGCUGCAAGUGUACAGAGGUGAUGUCACCACGCUCUGCUGUACUGUGGAAGUCUAUGGGGGGUUUGAUACCUAUAGCAAUGUUAUAAUAGAAUUUUGGUCAUUUGGCGGGUUCCGACACUUUUUGUGCUACGCACAUGGUGACCUUAUUUCCUAUUACCUGUCAAUCAUGUCUCCAUUUCCUGAUUGUGGUGUAGGGAGGUGGUCAAUUCGAUUUCAUAUUCGGGAAGAAUAAUAGUUCAAUAAUAAUAAAUAAUAUUAAACACAGAGAUGAAUCUUUCAAAUCCCUCAGAUAAAGUCAUAUCUUUGUGAGAUGUCUGAAAUAUGUACAGUGACAGUCAUUAUUACAACAACAUUUGUGAGUGCUAAUAAGAAACAAAUCAAUUCCGGUUCAAUAAUUGAAAGUUCCUCAUUGAAAAUAAAUAGCUCCUUUCAAGUCUUGAAUAGGAAUUUCAAUUCAUAUCCUGAAUUUACUUCAAAUGGAAUUGACCACAGCCCUUACUGCAGGUCAGUAAUAUUUUCCAAUGCACUACAUGGUUGAUGUUUUCACACAUUAGCGGUCACAAACAGCCAUUCUAAUUCCCGUGUAAAAUAGCCUUUUGAGUGACUAAAAUAUCACUCCUAAUAUUUUGGGGGGAUAGAAAUGUUCAACAACAACAAAAUAACUGACAGGCUGAAGUGGGGAGCUAAUAUUCAUGAGCUUGCCUUGAUUGACAGCUCUUAGAAAGGCCUAUGUCAUGAAACUUGGAUGCAGUGAGCAGUGUUGCAGUAAAAUCAUCUCAAGCAGAUUUGGUGAAACACAAAGCAACUCAAACAACAUUGAAAUUGCAUCAAUGAUGUACAUAUUUGAAUCUCCCAUUCGACAUGUCUCUUGUUCAGCGGUUCACAGCAGCACUGACAGAUGUGUUGACAUGACAACUGCGUCAGAGUUUUGUUCGACCCUUCCCCCCCUUUUGUUCCAUGCUGUCUGAAGACCUAGCUAGCCACUAGCUAACACCAGACACAGAUGAAAGGGGAGACAUAUAAGUAUCUUUGCCACAGAUGAAUAGUGUAAACUUAAAAUUAUAUUUGCUGACACCCUACAGUCUAAAUUUGGCAGCCGUAGAGUAGCUAUAUAAACCAAACCCCUCCGCAAACACACCUUCUAAAAUGUUGGUAACAAGGCGGUACUUAUUUAAAUUAGGUAAGAGAAUAUCAUGUUACCGUUGGUGUGUUAAAAUUAGAGUUAGGGUGAUGUCACCCUAUCCCUUUAAUAAUCCCGCCUCCUGAAUCCAAGUGUUUGACUUGGGGGAGGGGACCCACACUUUUUCAAUGUAGAAGCAACAGUCAUUUUUCAUACUACUGGUCAUUGUACUUUGAUUUGGUUGGUUUCAUCCAAAUAUCAUCCAAUUUGAUUUAAAACAUAAUUUUGACUGUUCAAAAUUGUCAUUGUCUUCCCACUAACUUUGGAUGUGUUUGUUUUGACCAAGAACACAAGACAAUCAGCUCCAUGGUGCAGUGGUCUCAUAAGAAGACAAGUCGGCUAUAGAUAAUGCCUUGAUGUUUUCAUAUCUCACUACUUCACUUUUUAAAAAUUAAAACUCGCCAAAACUCACGUGCUCAUUAGGCUUGAACAAGACUCUAUACACUUCAGCCAAGAGACUUUCUUUUACACGUAUCUAUUGUUGUUGGUAUUACAAUUGAUGCUAUUAUUUAUUGAUAUAUUUUUGUAUUAGUUGUGUCUUUCUUGCCAUAUUAAGGCGGUACAGUAAAGCUUUCGCUGUAGCAUAGACCGCAGUACAGACUUUCCAGUUACUAUACCCAAAUAGACUUUCUUUCUCUAAAUAUGUACAUAUAGUAUAAAAAAUUCAAGAAUUGUUAGAGUGCUUAUUUGAAAAGAAAUGUGUAAUUUCAAAUGUUUUAUUUCAUUCUUAUGUUCUUGUGCCAAGUUGUUUUUCUCCAUCCUCACCCGAUGACCUUACCAUAAUACCGCUUUUCUGGUUGUAUCUCUGUUUACAAACAUAUAUUUAUUGUGUUGUAUAUACUAUAAUUAUUAUUAUUCUCAUCAUGAUGCUGUUUGUUGUAAAUUACUUACUCUUAUCAUCCCUUAUGGUGAUGGUGUGGCUGUACCUCUUGUUGAGAGAAUGUUUAUUACACAUGCUUAUUCAGUGUAAAAUGAUCCGUUGGUAUUAGUUAUCUGAGAAGCUCAGAGCGAAGGAGGACAGGGGAAAGCCAAAUAGUUUUUUAGAGGAAGCUGUUCCUUGGCCCAUGGGCUGUGCCUUAAAUUCAACAUGCCAUGUUUUAGUGUGUCUUUUCUUUUUCUUCUCCUCGUUUGCUGCAUUAGAUAGUCUUGUGGUUUGACCUGACCUGACCCAGACAAUGGCCUCGAGUUGUGAAAGGAACUCAUGAAAUAAUGUUGCCUUUUUCCUUCACAGCCAAAUCAGAAAUAUUAUGUGAACAUAGGAAAAAAGGCAGCACGUGCUACACAUUCUGUUGUCAAGUUUGAAAACGGAGGUCAUGGCUGUGGAGUUCCAGGUCUAAAAUCCACUAGAUGAGUGGUGGCUUGGCCAAGCUGGAUCUGUGGGGACGGUGGAUCCUAUAGGGUUGUGAAGCACCAAGACGUAGAGACACAUCCACGUGUUCAGUCACUGCUGCAUUUAUUUAGGCUGAAACACUCACGAUGUGCUACUCAGCCAUGCUUGGCGAGCACGUUCACUCAUACCACAUGCAAUAUCCAAAACCACGGUCAUCUUUCUGCUUGAAGAGGAGAAGGCUGGUAAUUAUGGAGUAAGGUGGGGUGGGGGUAAGGGGGGGUGUCAUCCUAAAAACACGUCCUUCGAUGGGGACUCUUAUUUUGACACGCAUACUGUAGAUUCUAAACAGCCCUGGACCAAUGGAAUCAGUGGGUUCUUUUCUCAUUUUGUGUUCUUAUGGAAUGAAAGAAAUACACAAACUGUAACACACAAACUGUAACUUCAAAAAGGUCUUCAGGACAAUUAUUUUUGGGUUAUGUCUUUAGAAUGCCAACUUGUCUGGAAGUUUCACAAGACAGUAUAAAGUUAUUUUAAUGGAUUUCUUGUUAAUUGCAGUCUAUUGGAUAGCACUGUAGAUCAUAAACUUUCAGUAAAAAAAAAAAAACUGAAGAAAAAAUGUUUUUAUAUGCAACAGAUGAAAUAAAAGCAUGGGUUGAUUCUG